Coregonus clupeaformis (lake whitefish) is the source of this 1546-nucleotide messenger RNA. Its product is annotated as 3-methyl-2-oxobutanoate dehydrogenase [lipoamide] kinase, mitochondrial-like. NCBI's taxonomy places the organism in Eukaryota, Metazoa, Chordata, Actinopteri, Salmoniformes, Salmonidae. The coding region runs from base 6 to 1424 and encodes 472 amino acids. Gene Ontology annotation, biological process: protein phosphorylation; regulation of glucose metabolic process. Gene Ontology annotation, molecular function: pyruvate dehydrogenase (acetyl-transferring) kinase activity. Gene Ontology annotation, cellular component: mitochondrion. The transcript has 11 exons. The record is from RefSeq and is a predicted model, not a curated record.
UCUUCAUGACACUGACUGUAUCAGAUACGUGCGUUCGUGCACGAGCACAAGGGUUAGCUAAUGGCCUGUUGAGACGGCCGUCAAAUAAAUUUUACAACCUCAGAACAGGACUUUCUUGUUCCUGUAAAUAUAUAUCCAAAAUGCGUCGCAGAGUGACAGGUACAGCGUUCGAGAUGCUGGGCUGUGGUUGUACUAUCACGAGCCAGAGAUUGAGCAGACUUUUGCUUGCCCCCAUCCCGAAAACAAUCACCCCCAUCUCAACAGACAGCAAAAUAUUUAGUUCUACAUCUUCAAUACAGGGAUAUACAGAACUGGCACGAGAGAGGUCCAAAACCGUCACGUCAUUUUACAACCAGUCUGCAAUCGAUGCCUCGGCAGAAAAGGCCUCAGUCCGACUGACACCAGCCACCCUGCUCUACGCUGGGAAGUCUCCGGAUGGAAACCACGUCCUGAGUAGUGCCAAGUACCUGCACAAGGAGUUGCCUGUGCGCAUUGCCCACCGUAUCAAGGGCUUCCGCAGCCUUCCCUUCAUCAUUGGCUGCAACCCCACCGUCCUGCAAGUGCAUGAGCUCUACAUUCGAGCCUACCACGUGUUGUGCGAUUUCCCAGUGAUCAAGGACCAGGAGAUGGAAGCUCGCUACAGUAAGCUGGUGCAGCAGCUCCUGGAUGACCACAAGGAUGUGGUCACUCUGCUGGCCGAAGGCUUCAGAGAGUGUCGGCGACACAUUCAGGAUGAGACCCUUGUCCGUAACUUCCUGGACACCACCCUCACCUCCCGCCUGGGGAUCCGGAUGUUGGCCACACACCACCUUGCCCUGCAUGAAGAAAAUCCUGAUUUUGUGGGCAUCAUCUGCAGGAGACUUUCCCCCAAAAAGAUCAUUGAGAAAUGGGUUGAUUUUGCAAGGCGUCUGUGUGAGCACCAGUACGGUAACUCCCCGCGGGUGCGUAUCAACGGCCAUGUGGCGGCCCGCUUCCCCUUCAUCCCUCUGCCCCUAGACUACAUCCUGCCUGAACUGCUGAAGAACGCUAUGAGGGCCACCAUGGAAAGCCACCUCGACACACCUUACAACGUGCCCGAUGUCGUAGUCACCAUCGCCAACAACGAUGUGGACUUUGUCAUCAGGAUCUCAGACCGUGGUGGCGGCAUCCCUCACAGCAUCCUGGACAAGGUGACAGACUACCAUUACAGCACAGCUGAAGAGAGCAACCAAGACCCUCGCAUGAACAAUCUCUUCAACACCUUGACCAACAGUGGGCCUCAGUCCGGCCCAAUGCACGGGUUUGGCUUCGGGCUGCCCACCUCCCGGGCGUACGCUGAGUACCUGGGCGGUUCCCUGUCCAUCCAGUCCAUGCAGGGCAUCGGCACCGACGUCUACCUGCGCCUGCGCCACAUCGACGGCAAGGGAGAAAGCUUCCGCGUCUAAGACCACUUGCAGGGAGCACAGAUACAUUUCCACCAAGGGGCUCAGCCAUUUCAGUGUUAGCCAGGGCUAGGCUGAUAUGUGACCAGAAGUGGCGGGAAAAGUACUCAAUUGUCAUACUUGAG